Darwinula stevensoni is the source of this 1309-nucleotide messenger RNA. The record is from the annotation of a GenBank genome assembly. Lineage: Eukaryota; Metazoa; Arthropoda; Ostracoda; Podocopida; Darwinulidae.
AUGAGUUUCGUCUGGGAGAGAAGGCAGACGACGCCCAUCGCCGUCUGUGCCAGGCGUUUGGGGAAGGAGUCAUCAGCGAGAAGACGUGCCUUCAAUCGGUUCGCUCGCUUAAAGUCCGGAAACUAUAGUGUCGAAAACAAGUUGAGGUCGGAACGCCCGUCGGAGUUGGAUGAUGAGUCGCUACUACAACUCAUGGAAGCCGAUCCCCGCAUGACCACUCGCCCCAUGGCCGCCGUCCUCGAGUGCUCCCACUCCACCAUUGCACACCUCCUGUCCACGAUCGGAAAGGUCUCGAAGCUCGGGAGUUGGAUACUCCUUGCUUUGACACAGAAGGACCUCGACCAGCGUAUCCUAAAGACACACACCAGUGGAGAAAAUGGAGAGGAAGACAUGCUGUGGUCUUUUGACCUUGAUGACUGGAAGCACGGUUGUUGGUGCAUUAUGGCUGAAUUCGAUAAGGCGGUAAUCGGUGCGAUGUGCUAUUUCUCAACGAUGAUCAUCAUCGACUCCAUCCUCAUUUAUGGGAUCCGCGUGAGGAAGAGGACACUGAUGAUUCCGUGGCUCUGCGUGGUUGCCCUGCAGCUGACAGCUGCGCUCAUCAUUUUCAUAAUAUUUAUCGUCGGUGCCAUACAACGUAAGACGGAUGCUGGUCCAUUACUGCUGGUCUCCUUCCUCUUCUUCGCUCCGUUUUUCAUGGCAACUAGCUUGUAUAAAGUUGUUUAUACCUACUUCAAGGAUCUUCGGAAUCAGAUGCAAUCCGGCCAAACCUUCCAAAUUGUCCUACCCUCACCAACCCAGCCUCAUCCACACGCCCAGGGUGGAUUCCAGCCCCUAGGAGUCCAAUACCUCCCACCUACUUUCGGGAAAUCCCAACCUGGAGGAAUUCAAUAUGCGCAACCUCCACAAGAAGAAUUUCAACACAUGACGAUUCCACGAGCUCACGUCAAUGCCCAGAUGGGCAUGGAGUGAACCAAUUCUCUGGAUGGCAUUUUCUGUCUCUUACUCUUUCCUUUUGUUUUUCUUAUACCAUUGAAUACUUAUACAAUAUCUUAUACCAUCACCCUGCUGCAUAUUCGGAGCUAUUGAUAUAUGCGAGUCGUAAGAGAUAUCUCAGAGGUUUUUUAGUGCUUCUUCCCGCGUUUUGCUUUCGAAUCUCUCUUGUGGGCGCAGAGCAGAAAUGUCCUCAUAUUGUGGAACGCGAAAGCAGCAUCAUGUUAGUUUUCUUCCCACUCUUUCAAUAUGAAGUUCACGAACCAAUCAAGAAAACCAGGUGGAAUGUUUCCAAUAAAAUUUGUAAGUCAAAGAAUAA